Messenger RNA from Telopea speciosissima, 615 nucleotides. RefSeq names its product pectinesterase inhibitor 7-like. Gene Ontology annotation, biological process: negative regulation of catalytic activity. Lineage: Eukaryota; Viridiplantae; Streptophyta; Magnoliopsida; Proteales; Proteaceae. Gene Ontology annotation, molecular function: enzyme inhibitor activity. The record is from RefSeq and is a predicted model, not a curated record. The transcript has a single exon. The coding region runs from base 1 to 615 and encodes 204 amino acids.
AUGGAAGGUUCUGCAACUUCUGUAGCCCUUCUCUGUCUCUUCUUAAGCAUCUCCUCAUACAUGAAAACUUGUUCAGGCCAAGGGGACGAUAUGGAGUUCAUUAAGACUUCAUGUGGAGUGACUCUGUAUCCAGAUUUGUGCUUCCAGACACUCUCUGCCUAUGCUACCAGUGUUCAUGGGAGUCCAAGAAGAUUGGCUCAAGUGGCACUCAAGGUCAGCCUAAGGAGCGAUCGAUCGAGUUCAGACAGGGUAGUGAGCUUAUCAAAAGAAAAUGAAAUGAGUCCUAGGGAAGCAGCAGCUGUUGCAGACUGUGUGGAGAUGAUUGGUGAUUCUAUGGACGAGCUUCAACAAUCCUUGAAGGAGAUGAAACACUUAUCUGGUCCUGAUUUCUAUCAAAAAUUAAGCAACAUACAGACAUGGGUUAGUGCUGCUUUAACAAAUGAGGAUACUUGUAUGGAUGGAUUUGAAGGAGACGCCAUGAAUGGAAAUAUCAAGAACAUAAUUAGGAAUUGUAUUCUGAAUGUUGCUCAGCUUACUAGCAAUGCCUUGGCUCUAAUUAAUAAGUUGUCUUCAACUCAAGCCAAUGAGCAUCAAACUGAUCAACAACAUCCAUGA